GACUUAGAGAAAAAUUUUCUCGCGAAAAGAAAAGAAGAGAACUAGAAACCCGAAGUGGCAGUGGAGCAUUUACAAGACCUACGUUCUUAUUAUAUAACAACAUGAAAUUUUUGGAUACUUUUGUUAAAAGCAGGAAUAAUUUUUAGAACUUAUACAAACAUAACACCACAAGGAGCACAUUUUAUUUCUAAUAUAUCCAAAACCAAAUGUAUUUUACAAAAGAGUAAGCCAGUUGAAACUAUUAAUAGCAACACUUUUUUCUUGAUGAGUUCCUGAACGCGCACCUUUAACGAGAGAUGAGAACGACUGCAUCCGUCGAGUUUUGCGCGCAACGUCAAACCAUGUCAAACGUUCGUAUCCAAGGUGUACGACAUAAGAUUCGAUCGGCUUUGGUCUAAUUAAUAAUUUAAGCUUAAUUAGACCAAAUAAUAAAGUCAUAUAAUAAACUCCGUACAAAUCUCAAGGCAAUUUAUGAAUGCAGCGAAAAAUUUGGAUUUGCAUAAGCUUGUUACAGAAGAGACCAAACUUGAAUAUAUUAGGCUCGUGUGUCAAAUGAAAAUGACUGAAACAAUUCGUAAGCAGUUAAAUGUAUUCUUGGAAGGCUUUUAUGAUAUUAUACCUAAACGACUGAUUUCCAUAUUUAAUGAACAAGAAUUUGACUUAUUGGUCAUCGUGCCUUAUGUAGAUAUCGAGAAUCUUGUAGCAAAUACUGAACAUCAUAAAUACACUGCUAUGUCUUUACAGAUUCAAUGGUUCUAGUGUAUUACAUAGUUUUGAUCAAGCGGAUCGUGCGAAGUUCUUACAAUUCGUUACGUCCAAAGUGUCGUUACAAGAUUUUGCUGUGUUAGAAGGCAUGAAUUGCAUAUAAAAGUUCCAAAUUCACAGAAAAAUAGGUCAACAGACAAACUUCCAUCUGCACAUACUCGAUAAGUAUCUGAAGAAAGAAAUUUUUGUAAUACUUUCUCAUAUGCGUGUAUAAGCUGAAAUUAAAUCGAUAUAAAAGUGGGCUAAAACUGUAUUCUCUAAUUGCAGUUUCAAUCAAUUGGAUCUGCCAGUGUACGAGACGUAUGAUAAACUUUAUACAAAUCUAUUUAUGAAUGCAGCGAAAGAUUUGGAUUUGCAUAAGCUUGUUGGAACGCUAUUGUCAUAUAAUAUGUAGCAUUAAUAAUAAGUAUGAGUAUAAUAAUAACUUAUUCCACAAAUAACUUUAUUAUUAAAUAAUAUGAUAUUGACAAUAGAAAUACAAACUAAUACUAAAAUUUUUUUCAAAUUAUAAAAAAAAUCAUUUAACACUUAAAAAAAUAAUCUAAAAAUAUAAAUAUUGUAGGAUGUUAAAAUGUUAGCUAAGGAAAAAGAAUGAGAAUGAGAGUAUGAGAGAGAGAGAGAGAGAGAGAGAGAGAGAGAGAGAGAGAGCGAAAGAACAUGUGUCGUAGAAGAAAAGCGUCGUUUGACGAAAAGGAUUGCCAUUGUCCGAAACAUGUAUUGUUUUAUGGUAGCUUCAUAAAACACACAAUCAAUUGUAUUCAAAGCGCGUAAAUGUAACAUCUGCGAAUGGACGCACGUAUGUAUCAGGCAAAAGGGGUAAAGGCGAGUAGGCAGAACAAGCCAGAGGCAGAAGAUUUCGAGCGAUCAGAGAGAAACGAUCCUACGAGUCGAGAGAGCGUUCUGUAGACACUCAACGAAAUAUACAUAUUAUACUUAUUAUCUAAAAGUCCUUAAUUGAUCCCACAUACACUUUGGGGGCUCGUCCGGGAUCGGGCUAGUUAGAUCCGUAGUAUAACGAGUUCCGCGAGUGUCGAGUGUCGAGUUUUGAGUUUAUUGUGAACCUGAAGAGACGAGCAAUGAGUACCAGAUACGCGAACGAUCUGACGGUGGCAGAGCUGAAAGAGAGACUGAGAGAGUUGGGACUAUCCAGUUCCGGUACUAAGAGCGAGUUAAUAAAGCGUUUAGACGAAUCACUUCCUUCCGGCGUUUGGACCGAGGAACAACCAGAGGAUCAGGCGACGGGGAACCUGGAAGAAGCCGGUAAUACAGGAGAGAAUGAGAGAGGUACCGGAAACGAGACAUCUUCAGGGCAUCACCCUAGAGACCCGCGCGUAAUCGAGAUGGAGCUGGAGAUCUUGAAACGCGAAAUCGAGAUGCUGAAGACUCAAUCGCGGGCAUCCGCUCGUGUAUCAGAUGCGCAUUACGCAUCGAAUACGGAGAUCAGGUCGACGCAACCUAGAGCAAACAUGAGUGCCAUAGCCGAGCUUCGUUCGACGGUACGACGGGCAAUUUUGACAUCUGGGAGAGUCAACUGAGAAUGUUGAGACGGACCUACCGAUUGGACGACGAACACACGAGGAUACUGAUCGGGAUGCGGCUGAAAGGGAAGGCGCUAGAGUGGCUGCAUUCCAAGGCCGAAUACAUGGAGAUAUCCUUAGAGGCAUUGCUACACGAGCUCAGAACCAUGUUCGAUCAUCGACCGAGCAGAGUGGCACUACGUAAAAAGUUCGAGGAGCGUGUGUGGAGGAAAGGCGAGACCUUCGCCGAUUACAUGCACCAGAAGGUCAUCUUGGGGAAUCGCCUGCCGUUUGACGAAGAGGAACUCGUCGAAUAUAUCAUUGACGGCAUCCCUGACCGCGGGCUGAGGAAUCAGGCGCGAAUCGGCGGCCUCGACUCGAGAGCCGCACUGAUGGAGAGAUUUGAGCGGAUAACGCUCUGGGACAAAAGGCAUCCGGGGCACGGCGAGGAGAAGUCACAGUUUCGAGCGAAGGCGGAGAAGAGUGGCGAGAGCGGAAAGAGCGAGCAGAAGAAGACGACGCCAAGUGUGAAGAGGAAUUGUUUUAACUGCGGCCUGCCCGAUCACUUUGGUAAAGACUGCCCGACGAAGGAGAACGGACCGAAGUGCUUCAAAUGCGGUGAGCGUGGGCACAUUGCGGCGAAAUGUUCCGAGAAGCGAGCAGAGGUAAAAGAUAGUUACGUCGCAACGCAGGUAACGCAAACGAAAUGUAAAAAGGAGGUUACGGUAAACGGUUGUAACAUUGUCGCGCUAAUUGAUACUGGGAGCGAUCUAUGUUUAAUGCGUGCGAAUCAACAUUCCGACAUAGGAUCUCCGUCGUUAGAGUACCGAGAAACGCGAUUUCGCGGCGUAGGGUUAAAGGAAAACGUAGCUUUAGGAGAAUUCCGUGCGGAAUUAGCUGUCGACGGGCAUUCUUAUCCUAUUUUAAUUCGAGUCGUUGCAAAUGAUAUGAUUAGUCAUAAAUUAUUAAUCGGUGCAGAUUUUUUGAAUACAGUCGACUUACACAUAAAAAACGGUAAUGUGUCGAUUAAUCCCGUGGAAAAUACGAUAGCGAAAGAUCAAACGCUUUCCGAGAUCUUUCAAAUAGAUCUCGAGCGCAAAGAGACCGACAAAGCAGAUCUGUCACAUAUUUCGAGUAACGAGCGUCGAACGGUUAUUGAGAAUAUUAUAAACAAUUACAAACCAAAUAAGGCUAAAGAGACUAGUGUUAAAAUGUCAAUUAUUUUAAAAGAUGAAGAGCCGGAAUAUCAGAGAGCCCGUCGAUUGCCCGCAGUGGAAAAAGAAAAAGUGAACGGCAUUAUUUCCGAGUGGAUUCGAGAUGGCAUUGCGCAACCAUCACUGUCCGACUACGCGAGUCCGAUAGUUUUAGUGGAAAAGAAAGACGGGAGCGCCCGAUUGUGCGUGGACUAUCGCCAGCUUAAUAAAAAAAUUGUACGCGAUAGAUAUCCGCUUCCGCUAAUAGAAGACCAGGUAGAUUUCUUGCAAGGCAUGAUAUAUUUCAGUACGUUGGAUCUGGAGAACGGUUUUUUUCACGUCCCGAUAGAAAAGGACAGUCAAAAGUAUACGGCUUUUAUAGUGCCAGACGGGCACUAUGAAUUUUUGAAAGUCCCGUUCGGACUUUGCAAUUCGCCGUCGGUUUUUCAGCGAUUCAUUAACACCGUUUUUAAAGACGCGAUACGCGACCGGCUAGUGUUAACUUACCUCGAUGAUCUCAUAAUUCCGUCUGUCGAUGAAAAUACAGGAAUUAAAAAUUUUGAGAUUUUGUUGAAAAUCGCGAGCGAGGCAGGACUCAAGAUUAAUUGGCGCAAGUGUCGUUUUUUACAGACUAAGAUAGAGUUUCUUGGCCACGUAAUAGAGAACGGUCGAGUAUACCCGUCGGUGCGUAAAAUUGACGCGGUGCGUAAAUUUCCAGAGCCAAGCAACGUGAAGCAAAUUCAGAGUUUUCUCGGGCUGAGCGGCUACUUUAGAAAAUUCGUGCAAAAAUAUUCAAUUAUUGCGCGCCCUUUAACUAAUUUAUUGAAGGCAAACGCGAAGUUCCGUUUCGAGGAAGAAGAGAAAGGGGCAUUUCUUAAUCUAAAAAAUAUCUUAUGUGACAAGCCCGUAUUACGAAUAUAUAAAGCGAACGCGGAGACUGAACUGCAUACGGAUGCGUCAAUCGACGGAUACGGCGCGAUCCUAUUACAAAAAAGCGACGAAGAUGGUGCGUUCCAUCCAGUCUACUAUUCGAGUAGCAAAACUUCGCCCGCCGAGCGGCGUUACACGAGCUACGAGUUGGAGGUGCUCUCCAUUGUUCGAGCCCUAACGAAAUUCCGCGUAUAUUUGUUGGGCAUCCAUUUUAAAAUAGUGACCGACUGCCGAGCGUUCGCGCUUACUAUGAACAAGAAAGACUUGUGCGUACGUGUGGCCCGCUGGGCACUGCUUUUAGAAGAAUUUGACUAUGUUAUUGAGCACAGACCCGGUAAGAGCAUGGUCCACGUGGACGCGCUAAGUCGUAAUCCGAUUCCGAGUUGCAUGACUAUAGAUAUACGAGGUGUGUUCAAAAAGUAUCGCGAAUUUUGAAUUUUCGUGGGUUACGUAUAUUCGAAUUUCGAUCUUUUUGUGGCGUUAUGUUGGUACUCAUGUCUCUCACUUAUGCCGACAAGCUCGGCCAUU
Messenger RNA from Solenopsis invicta (red fire ant), 4933 nucleotides. RefSeq names its product retrovirus-related Pol polyprotein from transposon opus. Gene Ontology annotation, molecular function: aspartic-type endopeptidase activity; nucleic acid binding; zinc ion binding. The coding region runs from base 2303 to 4840 and encodes 845 amino acids. The record is from RefSeq and is a predicted model, not a curated record. Gene Ontology annotation, biological process: proteolysis. The transcript is spliced from 5 exons. NCBI's taxonomy places the organism in Eukaryota, Metazoa, Arthropoda, Insecta, Hymenoptera, Formicidae.